Molecule: messenger RNA, 560 nt
Organism: Lottia gigantea (owl limpet)
Lineage: Eukaryota; Metazoa; Mollusca; Gastropoda; Lottiidae
Exons: 1
Source: RefSeq, a predicted model, not a curated record
AUGCCCAGUUCCCAUUGUCAAUGUGGCAGAUUGAUGUUUGGCGAUAAAUCGCUUUGCCUGACAUUAAUAUUAUUAACAAAUUUGUUCACUAGCAGUGUAUUGACAAUGAACAGUCGCAGUGAGGCAAAUAAUCUUGAAACUGUUGAAAAUCAGUCUAAAACAGAUUUGGAUGAUAAAGACUUAUCUACAUUAAAAGAUCAGUUUGAUCGUGAGCGUCAUGAACUUUUAAGCCGAAAGGAAAUUCUUGUUCGCAAGCACGAAUUAGCUCGUCAAUGUUUUGAAUUGCAAUUGCAAGAAGAACAACUGGAAUUGGAUACAGCUAUAUCAAUUGCAACUGCCAAGACCUCUGUGAUAGAUCUUGAUGAAGAACCUCCUAAAGUCUCCUCUGUUGGUACCACUCCAAAGACUCCAUAUCACUUUCGUAGACCAACACCCCACUUGCAACUUGACGAUGUGACACCAGUUCAGCGCCUGGAAUACAAUGAAACUCCCCUUACUACUAGAAGCUAUGCAUCCUCAAAAUCAAGAAAUCUUUCACCUGAACAUAACAGCUCUUCAGA